UCUCGAUCUCGAUCUCGAUCGCUUCUCCGGAAGAAAGAAGAGCGAAACAUCCAACUGUAGGAGGAGCGAUCGAUGGAGGCAGGGGCGAGUUCCAGUCGGCGGCAGCGGCAGAGGCCUCACGGAGCCUUCAAGGAGGAGCUAUCGAUGGAGGCAGGGGCGGGUUCCAGGCUGCGGCAGUGGCGGGGGCCUUACGGAGCCUUCAAGGAAGUGGCUGAGCCACUGUUCAGUGUGGGAGCACAGGUCGAGGUCAGCCGGGAAAGCAAGAACUAUGGAGCUGCUUGGCUUGCAGCUACUAUUGUUAGUAUGAUCAGCAAGUCCAUAUUUUUGGUGGAUUGCAAGACCCCGAGAGCUGUCACUGACAGAGAGUUGUCGACGGAGAUUGUUGAUGCUCAACACAUUAGGCCUCCACCUCCCCUUGCAUUAGACGAUGAGGAUUUCAGGUUACAUGAUGUUGUUGAGGUGCUUUACCAUGGCGGGUGGUCGCUAGGAGUUGUUACUCAGAUUUCUAAUGGGUCAAAGUACAUUGUCAAGUUGAAGCAUCAUGAAGAGGAGAUGGAGUUUAAUUGUUUUGAAAUGAGAUCCUGCCAGGUAUGGGAGGAUGGGCAGUGGAUCAGCUAUUCCUCCCAGAGCAUGAAACAAUAUUCACAGGAGGAGUUAAAGACAAGGAAGAGAGGCAGGCCUGCAAAGAAAAGCAUAGAAUCGGAACAAGCAGAAGAUUUGCCUGAGCAAGUUGCUGAAGAAGAACAUGGGAAGAAAGAAAUUGAGCAAUCAAAUCAAGGUCAGUCUUGUGAUGCAUCUUUUGAAACUCGAGCACAUAGUCAUCAUGAUGAAGCAACAGGGUACAAGGACCCCCCACUACUUGCGAAUAUGCAGGAGCAAUUCAUGCAUAAAAACCGCUUACAAGAAUAUGCUCAAAGGUCAUCCAUACCUUUGCCAAUAUAUCAAACUGUUAAUGAAGGGCAUCCAUAUGCAUCACAAUUUAGAUCUACUGUUCUGAUAGAUGGAGUGACAUUCAUGUCAUCUCGGACAUUUCCUCGUCGAAAAGAAGCAGAGCAAGACGUGGCAAAACUUGCUCUUGAAGGCAUAUCUAGGAAGAUAAAGGAUGAAGGAAUUCCCCUAAUUCAUGCAUGUGUGUAUGUCCAUACUCCAAAAAUUAAUGCCACUGGUCUUGCAAUUUGA
Molecule: messenger RNA, 1179 nt
Organism: Phoenix dactylifera (date palm)
Lineage: Eukaryota; Viridiplantae; Streptophyta; Magnoliopsida; Arecales; Arecaceae
Source: RefSeq, a predicted model, not a curated record